AGAGCUCUGAGGGCGCUGAGCGCUGCUGGGCAUCAUUGCAGUGCUCACCGGAGACAGAUCACAGAAGCAGUUUUUAGCUCUGGGCCUUUCCUGUGAACACCAAGGCUCUGGCUGUGUCCAGAUGUACCCUGCCAGGAGCUGAGGGGCUGUGGGACAUUCAUGAAGAGAUCCUCAAAGAAAAGAUGUCUCAGAGCCAGCAGAGUCUCCGAACUGUUUGAUCACAUUCCAGCUCUUCCCAUACUUCAAUUUCUGUUGCUAUGGAGACUUCCAAUGUGACUGAGACCUGGUACAAGAGCCUCCAUGCUGUGCUGAAGGCUCUGAACACAACCCUUCACAGUCACUUGCUCUGCCGGCCUGGGCCAGGACCAGGGCCAGGGUCAGGGUCAGGACCAGAGCCAGACAAUCAAACUGAGGAUCGUCGGGCUAGCCUUCCUGGUCGUAAUGACAACUCCUACAUGUAUAUUCUCUUUGUCAUGUUCUUAUUUGCUGUCACUGUGGGCAGUCUCAUCCUGGGAUAUACCCGUUCACGCAAAGUGGACAAACGCAGUGACCCCUAUCAUGUGUACAUCAAGAACCGCGUGUCUAUGAUCUGAUGUGAGGUGAUGGAGGACAAUGGAAGGUUACGAUGUCUGAGGAUUGUCUUCUUGGGCCUCCAGAACUCAUCUCAACCCUAUCAAGCCUCGGUGUUUCUACCUAUAUGAAAUCAAUAAGAAAUUGGUAAGAGAGUUAGACACUGAGACCAGAGAAGAGGGCUGAUAGGCUUGGUCUUAUGGACGAGACAUUUUUCCAGACACAGAUGCACAGUAUAAACUCGAAGCCCAUGAGCACACAUUUAUAGAAGUACGGACAACCAGCAAGUAGAAAAAGGAAGCUGUGGUGAAGGGAUACUGGACAGGAAGAUGCUCUGGAUACUGGACAGGAAGAUGCUCUGGAUACAUAUCUUUUAAUGUAUGAUCUUCAACAUGAGAAACUUUGAUAAAACUGAGAAUGCUACUUAUUUGUAUUGAUUUAUAUUUCAUUCAUUAAAUACUCUCAACAUUUGUGGAUUUUGCCUCAUCUGCCAAGAAAACAGAACAAGACCCAUGACUGGCACUCAAGAAGCUGAGUGGGGAGCAUCAUUUGAGUUCAGGAGUUCAAGACCAGCCUAGGCAAGCCCUAUCUUGGUAGGGAUUUGGUGGGGAAAUAUCUUACUUUUACAAAUAUUACCAAAGACAUGUCACUGUAUUAAUGUAUUGCUUGGGCACUUCCUGGACCUUAAGACAGACUGCAAAGCAUAGAGUCAUGAGCAUUACACUCAUUAGUGACAUGGUCAUAUGCUUCUUGAGCCACGCCACUGUGCCCUUCCUAGUCACGGCUCCAAUCCCAGGGGCUUCACUACCUCGGGUGUAGCUUCUACACUAAAUUCUGUGAGAAAUGUUUUAAUAACAACAUGAAACUUGCUUCUAGAAGAUUAUUGUUACACCUAGGAGAUGACCAUGUUCAAAGACACAGUGUGUAAAAUGUUUGGUUCAGCACCUUACUUUUAAAGUGGUAUAAACUUUAUCUGGUUAUGCUGGU
Mastomys coucha (southern multimammate mouse) is the source of this 1557-nucleotide messenger RNA. RefSeq names its product potassium voltage-gated channel subfamily E regulatory subunit 3 (gene Kcne3). NCBI's taxonomy places the organism in Eukaryota, Metazoa, Chordata, Mammalia, Rodentia, Muridae. Bases 258 to 593 code for a protein of 111 amino acids. Gene Ontology annotation, molecular function: delayed rectifier potassium channel activity; potassium channel regulator activity; voltage-gated potassium channel activity involved in ventricular cardiac muscle cell action potential repolarization. Gene Ontology annotation, biological process: potassium ion export across plasma membrane; negative regulation of delayed rectifier potassium channel activity; ventricular cardiac muscle cell action potential. The transcript is spliced from 3 exons. The record is from RefSeq and is a predicted model, not a curated record. Gene Ontology annotation, cellular component: membrane.